Messenger RNA from Medioppia subpectinata, 1400 nucleotides. The record is from the annotation of a GenBank genome assembly. Lineage: Eukaryota; Metazoa; Arthropoda; Arachnida; Sarcoptiformes; Oppiidae.
GCGCCAAUCAGAGCCCCUCUCAGCGAUCACGUGACUAACGCUGUGUUUCUCUUUCUGGCCGACAGGUGAUGAUAGCGGCGGAGUUGUUGCGCAACGCGGACCAAUUGGUGCAGAACAAGAUCCACCCCACGAGCGUGAUCGCCGGCUACCGCCUCGCGUGCAAAGAGGCCGUCAAAUACAUCAACGAGAACCUGACGCUCGGCAGCGACGAGUUGGGCGCCGAAUGCGUGCUCAACGCCGCCAAGACGUCACUGGCGUCGAAGCUCAUCGGAUCCGACGCCGACUUCUUCGCGCAGAUGGUGGUCGACGCGGUGAACAUCGUGCGCACGAGCGACGGCAAGGGCGGCCACUGUUACCCCAUCAAGGCCAUCCGCGUGUUGAAGGCCAACGGGAAGUCGACGCGCGAGUCGCAGCUCGUGCGCGGAUUCGCGCUCAACUGCAUGAUCGCCACUCAAGGAAUGCCGAAGCGCGUGACGGGCGCGAAGAUCGCGUUGUUGGACUUCUCGCUGCAGAAGGCGAAGUUGAAGCUGGGCGUGCAGGUGCUGGUGGACAAGCCAGAGAACCUGGAGGCCAUUCGGCAGCGCGAGCAGGACAUCACGAAGGAACGGCUGCAGAAGAUCCUGGCGGCGGGCGCGAACGUGAUCCUGACCAGUGGCGCCGUCGACGAGUUGUGUCAGAAGUACUGCGUGGAGGCGCGCGUGAUGGCAGUGCGCAGGUGCCGCCGCGUCGACCUGAAGCGCAUCGCGAAGGCCACUGGCGGCACAUUGUUGCUCUCGUUGGCCAACAUGGAGGGCGAGGAGUCGUUCGACGCGUCGCUAUUGGGCGAGGCCGAGGAGGUGGCGCAGGAGCGCGUGUCCGACGACGAGCUCAUCCUCAUCAAGGGGCCGAAGAACGGGAACUCGGCGUCCAUCGUGUUGCGCGGCGCCAACGAGUUCUUCCUGGACGAGAUGGAGCGCUCGCUCCACGACUCGGUGUGUGUCGUGAAGCGCGUGCUCGAGUCCAAGCGCGUGGUGCCGGGCGGCGGCGCAGUCGAGGCCGCGCUGUCCGUCUAUCUGGAGACGUUCGCCACGACCAUCGCGUCGCGGGAACAGCUGGCCAUCGCCGAGUUCGCGCACUCCCUGCUCGUCAUCCCGAAGACGCUGGCCGUGAACGCGGCGAAGGACGCCACGGAUCUGGUGGCCAAACUGCGCGCCUAUCACAACGCGGCGCAACACAAGCCUGACCACAAGCAUCUGAAGCACUGCGGUCUGGAUCUGGUGGAGGGCGUGGUCAGGGACAACGUCAAGGCCGGCGUUCUCGAGCCCUCGGUCUCGAAGAUCAAGGCGUUGAAGUUCGCGACGGAGGCCGCCAUCACGAUCCUCCGCAUCGACGACCUCAUCAAACUGCAGGCCGCGCGCGAC